Leguminivora glycinivorella is the source of this 2352-nucleotide messenger RNA. RefSeq names its product phenoloxidase-activating factor 2-like. Gene Ontology annotation, molecular function: serine-type endopeptidase activity. NCBI's taxonomy places the organism in Eukaryota, Metazoa, Arthropoda, Insecta, Lepidoptera, Tortricidae. The record is from RefSeq and is a predicted model, not a curated record. Gene Ontology annotation, biological process: proteolysis.
CUCCAAGUAAACACGUUUGUUUUCCUCAAAGCAGGCAGUCGAGCGUUGUCCGUCGCCGCGCCACCCGCCAUUUUGAAUUACAAAAAUCUAGUCAAAACAUUUACUUUUAACUGACAUGAGGUACUCAUUUAUUUUGGUGCUUCUGUGCCUGUCUUGGGCGAGGGGUCAGGAUCAGAACGUAAGCGAUGAAGAGAGGAAGCGAUUUGAAGAACUCUUCGGGAAGGAUGACGAUAUUGACCUCACGCCGGGCAAAAUACCUUCCACACCAUCCAGAGGGCCGGAAAUCAGUCUGUCCGAGAGGGAACGUCUGGAAGUCCUUUAUGGCAAGCCGGAUACUUCUAAUGACAAUGCCACGGAAUGUGACACGAAAGAUGGCAAGGCGGGCGUCUGCGUUCUACACUAUCAAUGUAACCCAGAGUCUGGUACCGUCAACACAGAUGGCAACUCCAUAAUUGACAUAAGACAACGCGAGUGCCCCCACUACCUGGAAGUGUGCUGUCUUUUGAACCAGAAGCAGGAAAAACCGCCACCCCCAGUGGUGGAGCAAACCGAGUGUGGCUGGAGCAACCCUGGGGCACAGGCCUUCCGUAUCGUCAACGAUGGAACUUCAGCGGAGUUUGGAGAGUACCCCUGGAUGGUGGCCAUACUCAAACGAUCUGAUGGCAACACGGCCUGGUCUCAGACCGAUUACAUGGGAGGCGGCUCCAUUAUCCAUCCGCAAGUCGUUCUCACGGGCGCGCAUAAAGUUGACGGGAAAGAAGCCAAUGAGGUAAAAUGCCGUGCUGGUGAAUGGGACACGCAGACAAACAAGGAGAUCUACCCUCACCAGGAGCGUAACGUCAACAAGAUCAUCAAGCACUCCGACUACUACAGACCGUCAGUGUACAAUAGCGUGGCCCUCCUUAUUCUUGACUCGCCGUAUGAGCUCGGCAACGCACCACAUAUUGGCGUGGCCUGCCUCACCCCGCUCUCCCCCGCCGGCGCCCGCUGCCAGAGUAUGGGCUGGGGCAAGGAGUUUAACGACAAGGACAAAUAUGCUGUGGUGCUCAAGAAGGUGGAACUUCCAUGGGUCCCUCGUGACAAAUGUCAGAAGGAGUUGCGGAAGACUCGUCUUGGCUCGCACUUCGUGCUCCACCCCUCGCUAACCUGUGCGGGGGGUGAGGCGGGGAAAGAUACCUGCGCGGGCGACGGGGGGUCGUCCCUCGUGUGUCCUAUAGGGAACGUGGACCCAAGUCAGGAGUCCCUUCGUUUAGCGAUCUACGGUAUGGUGGCGUGGGGUAUCGGCUGCGGUGACGCUGUCCCCGGCGUGUACGUCAAUAUGCCACAAUUUUACGACUGGGUUGGAGAGAAGAUGGCCGCCGAAGGGUUCGGUACCAGCUCUUAUACCUUCAAAUAAUAGGCUAGUCUCAUAAUUAUCAAGUUGUUAACUAAGUACAUCGACUGCGGUGACUCGGUACCAGGCGUCUACGUCAAUGUGCCACUGUUCUACGACUAGAUUGGAGAAAGGUAUUUCUAUAUACCAGCUGUUGUAAUGACAGUUUUGAAUGAUUGACGGUUAUUUUCAUUAUACUUAUAUUGACCGUGAUUACCUUUCGAUUUUUGUCGAGCUCUCGAUAUUUUGACGCAGUUGCAUGCAUCAUGAUCACGGAAAACUGACGAAGGCGGGUGGAUGUCAAAGUUGCGUAGACAGCGCGCGAUCUACCCUCCUUCGCACGCGUCGGCUGCGUUCACUUUCAGCGUUACCACUGGUGUGCCGCUGGUCACAUUCACAGCUGUCAUACUUUCUAGUUCUAUAACUAGAAAAUUUGACAGCCUAUAUGUAGGUAUAUAUGCUUACCCUUUUUCGUAAACUUUAUUUACUAAAGUUAAUAAGCCGUUUAUAAUCGAUUGUCCCUUUCCAGCGAAUUGGUAUGACAUAGAUAGAUAGGUAGAUGACAUAGGAAUAACCGAAAUUUAUCGACUUUUCAACUUUAGUAAACGUUUAUGAAUAAGUAAGGGGGUUCAUUAUAAUCUCUGAUAUACACAUGGAUCAUGAUGCAUGCAACUGAAGCGAAAGAUCGAGAGCUCGACAAGAAUCAAAAGGUCAAAAAGGUAAUCAUGGAUCAUGGUCUAUAUCGCUGUCGAUAUAAGUCUAAUGAAAAUAACCGUGAACCAUUCAAAACUUUUACGGUAGAUGUCGCUACAGCUCCCAUCGAUCUAUGAGGUGGAAAUUUUCGCUAUGGAUGAAGACUUAGUAGCUCAGAUGGCAGAGCGCUGGAGUACCACUCCAGAAGCCGUGAGUUCAAGUCUCAUCUAUGAUGUUUAAAAAAUAUGAAUAUACACAAAUAGGUGUGUACAUACACCUACAGUCAU